Molecule: messenger RNA, 654 nt
Organism: Sitophilus oryzae (rice weevil)
Lineage: Eukaryota; Metazoa; Arthropoda; Insecta; Coleoptera; Curculionidae
Exons: 1
Coding region: 1-654 (217 amino acids)
Molecular function (GO): nucleic acid binding
Source: RefSeq, a predicted model, not a curated record
AUGAAAAAAAAUCCAUCGGGCCUAUUUGAAGACGGCAUCGAACAUCUAGUUAACCAGAUAUCUGCCACCACCAACACAAGUACUAUUCCUGCUGUAACCAUAAACGAAGUAAACGAUCAGUCAAAAACCGAUGCAGAAAUUCAAAUGAUCAAGAAAUGCUUAGACGAUGACAAGUUCUGGGAAUCUGAAAAAGUAAUACAAGCUUACAAACCGUUCAAAACAGAAUAUUGUUUUCAUGAAAAUAUACUUCUACGGGGCACCAAAAUUGUAAUGCCAACGGCCUUACGUAGCAAAGUAUUGUCACUAAGUCAUGAAGGACACCCAGGAAGAGAUAAUAUGAAACGCUUACUACGAGCCUAUGCAUGGUGGCCAAAAAUAGACGUUGAUGUCACCGAAUAUGUAAAACAGUGCCAUGGGUGUGCUUUAGUCACCGUAACGAACAUACCGGAACCCCUUAAGAUGAGAAGUUUCCCUACUACCCCCUGGAAUGAUAUAGCCAUCGACUUCUGUGGGCCAAUGCCUAAUAAUAUCUACCUGUUAGUAAUCAUUGACUAUUAUAGUCGAUUCAAAGAAGUGAUUGCCAUGGAAAAAAUCACCUCGAGGAUACACAAUAGAACAACUUCGGAAGUUGUUUUCUCUCCUAGGACUACCUAA